Molecule: messenger RNA, 504 nt
Organism: Helianthus annuus (common sunflower)
Lineage: Eukaryota; Viridiplantae; Streptophyta; Magnoliopsida; Asterales; Asteraceae
Product: NADH dehydrogenase [ubiquinone] iron-sulfur protein 5-B
Exons: 2
Coding region: 57-314 (85 amino acids)
Biological process (GO): mitochondrial respiratory chain complex I assembly
Source: RefSeq, a predicted model, not a curated record
CAACCGUGGUUAUAGGUUCAGAAACUGAAACGUAAGGUCAAACUCAGGAUCGAAUCAUGGCGUCAGGGUGGGGGAUAACAGGGAACAAGGGAAGAUGCUACGACUUCUGGAUGGAUUUCAGCGAGUGUAUGUCUCGUUGUAGAGAACCCAAAGACUGCUCUCUUCUCCGUGAAGACUAUCUCGAGUGUCUUCACCACUCUAAAGAGUUUCAAAGGCGAAAUCGGAUCUACAAAGAGGAGCAACGCCAGAUAAGAGCAGCUGCACAGAAGGCAAAAGGCGGAGAUAGUGAUGGUGAUGGAGUUCCUCAUCAUUAGUGUAAAAUUCUCAAUAUUUCUGGUUUUUAAUAAUGAUUGAAGUGUGCAAUCUAUAUUUUAUUUCUGGAAAUUUGGUGCACCCCUUUGUUGUUCCAAAUGGUUGAGUACCUGUUUCAUCAGCAACAUGCUCAUGAUUUGAAUGUUUGAGCACAUUUUGUUAUAAUGUUAAUCAUAGACCCUUUUUGUUGUA